AUGCGAUCAGCAAACGAGACGAGGACACCGGUUAGUCAAGUGCCAGACGAUGACAGUGACAGAAUGACCGAACAGUCUGUGAUUGCUGUGGUAGGGCCAGCAAGUUCGGACUCUGCCAUUUCGACGGCACAUAUUUUCAGCGCUGUCGGACUUGCACAGAUCAGUUAUUCGGCUACGAGCAGAAUUCUCAGUGACAGAUCCGAAUACACAUCGUUCUUCAGGACAAUUCCAAGUGACACUUACCAAGUGAAAGCGAUGGUGGAUAUCAUGGAGUAUUUCAACUGGACCUACAUUUCCCUGUUUGGUAGCGACAACAGUUACGGACAACUCGGCAUGUCCUCACUCGAAUACGAAGCCAGCAAAAGGAAUAUUGAUAUUGCUCUUAAAAAGACGUUUUCCUACAAAGAUAUCCGGCAAAUCGUGACCCAUUUGACUGGUUAUAUCAAAAACAAUCCCAUAGUGAACAGGAGUAACGUGCUAGUAAUAUUCGCUGAAAGUCACCAUGCCUAUGCGCUGAUCAAGGUAAGCAUCGUUUGUGUUGGUUAA
Messenger RNA from Acanthosepion pharaonis, 546 nucleotides. The record is from the annotation of a GenBank genome assembly. NCBI's taxonomy places the organism in Eukaryota, Metazoa, Mollusca, Cephalopoda, Sepiida, Sepiidae.